Molecule: messenger RNA, 759 nt
Organism: Homalodisca vitripennis (glassy-winged sharpshooter)
Lineage: Eukaryota; Metazoa; Arthropoda; Insecta; Hemiptera; Cicadellidae
Product: probable RNA-binding protein EIF1AD
Exons: 3
Coding region: 198-596 (132 amino acids)
Biological process (GO): translational initiation
Cellular component (GO): nucleus
Molecular function (GO): RNA binding; translation initiation factor activity
Source: RefSeq, a predicted model, not a curated record
CCCCACCACAGCUAUCUCUAGAGAUAGCGAGCAUAGGAGGGGAGGGAAGGGGUAGUUGUGCAGAUUGUUGCGGUAGUGAGGCAAGGGUUAGUUGUGAGGUUAGGUCAGUCGACUACUUGUAGUGCUCGCGACAACUGAUCAGCUGAUUAUACAACAGUUCACUACCACCAGUUGGAGUACUCUCGUCCUUGAGUAAGAUGAAAAUGUCUUCAUCCACCAAGAGAAAACAUGUGUAUGCUGAGCUGCAGCAAUCUGUGCUCCGGGUGCCGAGUGAAGGACAAGAGAUUGUGCGUGUUAAAGCAGGUCGGGGCAAUAAUCUUCAUGAUGUAGAGAGUGCCACUGGUGAUGUCUUCCUUGUUUCUAUGCCCAGUAAGUUCCGCAAAAGCGUAUGGGUCAAACGAGGAGACUUCGUUCUGGUGGAGAGGAUACCGGAAGGAGAUAAGGUCAAAGCUGAAAUAAUUACAGUACUGUCAAAACAGCACAUACGGUUCUUCAAAGACAGGAAUUGUUGGCCUGACAGGUUUAACGAAGAGGAGAGGCCCAUCUCUGCUCAACCUGACUACAUUCUCUCGUCAUCCAGUUCCGAUGAAGAAUAACAUCUUUUUUUAUCAAUUCUUGUUUUGUAAAGUGUGAUAUAUGAGAUACAUAUAUUUUUUAUGUAAUUAAUGAUAACUAUUGUGAUGUUAUAGUGAUGUUAUAUGUUUAAGAUUGUAAUUUUAACAUAAUUUCUUUAUACUGAAUAAAUACAUUUAACCAUAA